Molecule: messenger RNA, 1654 nt
Organism: Heterobilharzia americana
Lineage: Eukaryota; Metazoa; Platyhelminthes; Trematoda; Strigeidida; Schistosomatidae
Source: the annotation of a GenBank genome assembly
GACAAAGGCGAUAUUUUGAUUUCCAGCAUAUAAAAGUCCGAGGAAAAGUAACUAUCCAUUUCAGACAAGUGGUUAUAAUUUCAUCCAUCGAUGACGCUUCAUGGGAGCCCCCUACUGGUUGGCCGAGAGAAGGAACAAAAGUUUUUACUUUCUCUUCUGUGUAAAAAAAGUCCCUUAUCCACAUGCUUCGUUGUUACUGGCCCUCCAGGUUGCGGCAAAUCACUUUUGGUUUCCUCAACAUUUAGACUUCUUGAAGAAUCUUAUGGAAUGCUGUGGGUGCUGAUUAGUUGUUUAGAGAGUUUUGUUGGUACUCAAGGCGCAUGCGGAGCUACACCGUCAAGAUAUUUACUUGAAUUAAUUUUGCAAUCAAUUAAAUGCCGUUAUCUACCCACUAGCGAUUUAUCCGUUCGUUGUGAUGACACUUCUAGCUUUGUUGAUAACCUGUGUCAGAUCUUACUGGCUAUCAAAGCUGAAAGGAACGAUGACCAAUUGUGCAUUGCACUGAUUUUUGAACAGGCUGAGAAACUUUGUGAUGGCGAAUCUUUGGUACUCCCGCUAAUUACCGGUCUUGGAGCUAUUGUAAAUGAAAAGCUACGUCGUAUGAAUAAUAACCCAGCACCUGUAUUAUUCACUGUACUCGUAACUAGAUUACCGUGGGAAAAGUUUUAUUUCGGGACAUUUUAUUGUGAACCCUACGUAAUGUCCAUUGGAAGUUAUUCACGUGAACAGUUAACAAAGUUACUUAUUUCUAUGUCACCGGUGGGUGCCUCUGAAUCUCGUUUCAGCCGAUUUGUUGAUUUGCUGUUAACUGUUUGCUUCCCUGUUUGUCGUAAUGCGGGGGAGCUCAUUCAUUUGAUGAAUGUGAAUUGGCGUGCUUUUGACGAACCUGUAAAUCAAGGCCUGGUUGCUCCGAAUGAUGAAUGGAGUCAGUGGAAGCUAGCCCAACCAUAUCUGAAGCGAUCUCUGUCGAGUUUGUAUCUACGUCAUCAUGCAGAUUCCAGUUUGGACUUAGUAUCUCCUAAAAAUGCAAUGCGACAGGAUCUUCUGGAAUUACCCUAUAUGACAAGAUUCUUACUUAUUGCAUCGUUUAUCGCUUCACAUAACCCCCCUUCAUCAGAUAAAAAGCUUUUGACCAAGAAUGCCGGACAGUUGAGUAUUCGCAAGAAGAGACAGGAGAAAGAAGUUUGUAAGACAGAAUUCACUGGACCUCGAGUUUUUCCCUUAGAUCGCUUGAUGGCAAUAUUCUACGCUCUAGUGCAAAAUGAAUUUACGAAAGUGCCAUGUACAAGUAUUUUACUGAGUCAGAUCGCCUGUUUAACAGCUUGCGGACUUUUGUCGCCGAGUUCACAGGCUUUAUCAGUUGGUAAUUCAUUUGCUGUUGGGUUGGGUACUACAGGUAGUUCAAUAAAUGCUGCAUCUGAUCUGGACCCAUUAGGUAAUCCUAAAUACCGUUGUUUGAUAAGUUUGGAAAUCGCUAAAGGCAUAGCACAAUCAGUUGACUUUGAUUUAUUAGCCCAUCUGACUGAUAAUUUCAACUCCUAAGAUAUAUGCUUGUUUGGUUGUUUUCAUGUAUUAAUUCUUUGAACCUUCGUGUUUGUACAUAUUUACAAAUAUUGUCAUUUAUAUCUGAAAAAUUAUUUCAUAUUAUAAAACA